Molecule: messenger RNA, 6757 nt
Organism: Phascolarctos cinereus (koala)
Lineage: Eukaryota; Metazoa; Chordata; Mammalia; Diprotodontia; Phascolarctidae
Source: RefSeq, a predicted model, not a curated record
CUCUCCUAGGCCUAAGAGAUGCAGCCCGGUCUCCGGUUCCUCCUCUCCUCUUUCCCCAGCCCUCCCUUCCCAUCCUUCUCCAUCCCCUGCACGGCUGACGUGUCUGCCUGGCACUGCUCAUGCUCUCCCUCCGCCCCAAACCCGGGUCCCAACCUCGCCGCUCGCCCCCGCUUUCUCUUCUCUCCUCCCCGCCGCCUCGCCAUCGCCGUCCCCCGCGCCCGAGGCCUCCCUCCGCCCCCCUCACCCCUCCAGCUCCAGCCCCAGCCCCGCCAACAUGGCUGCAGCGCCGCGUCUGCCCUUCUGUCUCCUCGUUCUCCUCUUCUCCACUGGGCCGCGGCUGGGUCAAGCGAACCGAAGCGGGGACCGGCGCUUCGCGGAGCUGAAACGCUGCUCGGACGAGGAGUGCAGCAUGUUGAUGUACCGAGGUAGAGCUCUGAAGGAUUUCACAGGUCCAGACUGUCGCUUUGUAAAUUUCAAAGAAGGGGAAGCUGUAUAUGUCUAUUACAAAUUAGUAGGAAGAUCACCUGAACUUUGGGCUGGAAGUGUUGGCAGUGUUUUUGGGUACUUUCCAAAGGAUCUAAUUGAAGUAAAUCAUCAGUAUUCUGAACAAGAAUUAGAACUACCAACAGAUGAAACAGAUUUUGUUUGUUUUGAUGGAGGAACGGAUAAUUUUGACAACUAUGAUGUUGAAGAUCUUUUAGGAUUUGGGGGAGAAACUGUAAGAGGCAAAGGGGAAGAUGAAUUGAACACUUCAGGAACUGAAAGCUCUGAGACACCUACAGAAGAAAUGGAGGAGGAGCAUCCUAAGAAGGUAAAUAUUGAAGAACCCCUUGAAGUAUCCAAGGAUGGCAAUGAUGAGCCUGAAAUAGCAGUGGACAGUAAAGUUCUUGCAAAUUCGGAAGAAAACAGCUUACCUCCUGAAAACACUAAGAAUCUAGAGGAAGAAUUUGAAACACAGAGGCCCCCAGUCCAUGUAAAUAGUCAUGCAGAUAAUCCUCAGGGAAACCAACCUUUCCUUGAGCCCUUAGAAGAAAUACUGCAAGAUAAAUUAAAAGUGCCAGAGAGUGAGAAUGCCAAAAAUAUCAAUAUUUCUCAGCUUUCCAAGGAUUGGGAGGAAAUUGACGCCUAUAAACUUUUGAAAAAGGAAAUUAAUUUGGAUUUGAAGACAAAAUUUGGCUCAACUGCAGAUGCACUUAUAUCUGAUGAUGAAACAACUAGGCUUGUUACUUCAUUAGAAGAUGAAUUUGAUGAGGAAUUGGAUACUGAUGAUUCCAGACUUGAGGAAGAGGACAAUGAAAGCUUUGAUGAACCACCAUUACUAACUUUUACAAAUGGAGAAGAUGGGAAAACACCAGGGAACACAGUAGUUGAGAAAUAUUCAACAGGUGAAAAUACUGAAGGAGACCCUGAUGAAACAGCUCAGCUUAGGACGGGUGAAAAGAAUGAUAAAAAUAUACUGAAAGCCUUAGGAGAUACUAUUUUAUCUAUUGUUGGUGGAGGUGAAGAAGAAAGAGAUGCCACAGAUUUGGAUGGCUCUGAUUUAGAUGAAGAAAAGGUAGAAGAUAAUGAAAAAGUCCUAACUAGUAAAUGGGAAGAAGACAGCACUCCUUUGACUAUGGAAGUGCCUGUAACAAAUCAUGACAAAAACCUAGACGAUGCCCUUGAAAUUGGCAUGGCAACUGAAAUUAAGGAAAAUAGUGAGAGAAUACAGUCAUCCACAGAAGAAUUCAUGAAGAAUGGAAUGGAAUUAGGAGAUGAAGACAUUUUUAUAAAAAGUCCUACUCAUGAAACUGACCUUAAACUUAAUAAUCCUGCUGAAAAAAGAGAAGACACUUUAAAAUCACCCCUUAAUGAUGUGGGAGGUGACCUAAAGGGAACCAUUAUUCACCAGACCACAAAAGGGGAAAAGUCUGGAGAGAAGGUUUUAGAUGACAACUUAGAGAGUGAUCUUGUACAUAAAACUCUCUGGAAGAAAAUGAAAGACAAAAAUACUGAACAGAAAUCUAUAAAUACUAAACCACUGUUAGAAGAUGAACAACAAAAUGCAUCCAAAGGAAACGUGGAUAUAAUAGGUAUUUCAGAAAAUGAACAAGAGCAGGAAAUGUUUCCAGUGAAGAUGCAAGGAAAGGAAUCCAUAGAGCUAUCUGGGCUUAGAACUCAAAAUCAAGUCAACAUUUCUUCUGUAGAUCAAACUGAUUUACCAAGAGAAAAGGUGGAGGAGAAUCUUAUGUUGGGAGAAAAUUUAAUGGACCAGCAGGAAAAAGAUAUGAAAACUGAGAUUAGCAAGAAGCUGAUUGAAAAGAUCAGGCAUUCUGAAAGAGAGAUUCGAGAUCAACUUUCCAAAGAUGGAAGCAAAGAAAUGGAGAGCACACAAAGUAAAGACAAAGAUAUUCCUCAGGAUGGAGAAACAAAUUAUUUCAAAGAAAACGUAGGCCAGCCCCUUAUCAUAGAGACAACAGAAUUCCAGACAGAAAGUGAUGAUUUCUAUACAGCUGAGGAUUUGUUAGAAGAUGAAAAUGCUAUAAGCGCUGCUGCUAGUGACCAGAGCAGUAGGAUAAAUGUUGAUGUGCAAAUGAGAGAAAAAGCUACUUCAGGAGUCACUAAUCUGAUUCAUACCACGGAAGACACCAAAGAGAAAACAAGUAUGAUUUUGGAAACUGAGGGAGUAGAUAGCAGCUUGCAAGAGUCAGGCAGGACUAUGCCCAAAGAGGUAACUGCAAAGGUUGGAGAAUCUAUUAAAAUAGCUAUAGGGCAGCAAGAAAAGAAUCCCUUCAAAAAAGAUGAAAAACCCACAUCCUCUGCAAUUAGUGACUCUUCUGGCAAGGAUGAAAAUCAGGCUCAAGAUUUAGUUGAAGAGACUAAUUACUUUGAAAAAGAAGAUGGUCCAAAAAACAAAAAAGACUUCAGUUACACAGAAAGGUCUUGGCCAGAUGAUUUCUCCCAAGAGGACCUUGAAUAUUCACAGAAUUUCACUGAUGCAGAAAGCCAAACAAAUCAGCAAUCUGAUUCUACAGAGCUUGAUGAUAACUUGGUAUAUAAAAAAGCUGUUAAGUCAGAAUAUAGUGACACAAUAAAGCAACUGCCUAUCAUUAAAGGCUUUCUUGAUGAAAAACGAGUAGAAAGAUUAGAAAAGUACCUUGGGUCUGAGAAUGUCCUCUUAAUGGAAUCCACAUUCCAUGACAUGGAAAGUAAGCUAGAGCUUGCUCAAAAGGAGAGUCUGGCAUAUAAUAUGGAAAAAGCCCUGGAAGAUGUCUUUCGCUCUUCAGAAUCAAACAUCCUUGAUAUGGUAGAGAAAAUGUUGGAUUCAAGAGUGGCAGAAAACAAGGAACUGGGCAUGAAGGAGAUAGACAUGUUUGAUGAAGAGGCUGCUCUGCUGGAUGAUAUUCAGGACCUGAUCUAUUUUGUCAGAUACAAACACCCUUUGGUAGAAGAGAGUGUACCACUAGCAGCUGCUGAGCCUCCAAAACAAAGUUCUGAUGUGCCUCUUGCAGUAUUUCCUAUAGAACAAAAAACAGAACCCAAAGGAGACCAGAGAAGAAGGUUUUCAGUGAAUGAAGGAGAUACAUUGGCACCAGAGGAAAACAAGAGGCCACCAGAGAGUAUAGAAAUAAAAGUUCAUAAAGUGGAAGUACCAGAGGAGGAUAUGGACAUCUCAGAAAAGGAUGAUCUUUUGGAUUCAGGAGAGAUCAGAGAUAUCAGUGACUCAGAAGAUAGACUACUGGUUAAAGAGUCCUCCCCAGACCAAAGUAUUGUGGAAGAUUUGGCUAGAGGAAUGGUUUCAGUAGAAGAUACUCCUUUGGAUACAAAACAACAUCCUCUUGAAAUAAUUUCCACAGAAGAAACUCCUUUAGAUACAGAACAACAUCCUCUAGGUACAGUUUCCACAGAAGAGACUCCUUUGGAUACAGAACAACAACUAGAAACAAAUCCAGAUGUGCCACUGAUUCUUGCAGCUAUGAAGAGUGCAAGUCUUGUAGCAAAAGAAAGCAUGAAACAAUAUACUGAGAUGUUGAUUGCUACAUUACCUGAGGAUAUUCGACCUGGUCCUGAUUUUCGUGGAAUGCCCUGGGAGCCUAUAAUUAUUACAGUCUUACUGGGAAUUGUUUCACUUGCCAUUUUCUUCUGGAGAACGUUUCUUUCAGUGAAGAGUAGAGUUUAUCAAGUGACUGAAAAACAGCUUGCUGAGAAGAUUAAAACUCUUUUACAAGAAAAAACAGAGAUUUUAGAAAAAAUAUCAGAAUAUGAUCAGAAGAUCAAAAAAGCAAAGGAGUCAGUGAAGGAAACCAAGAAACAAAAUAUUAAUCUUUCUGAUGAAGCAGCUGGCCUUAAGGAUAAAAUGAGAGGGCUUGAAGAAACAAACCAAAAACUGGGUGACAAAGUGAAAAAUCUCCAUUCAUUGUUGGAAACUGAGAAAGAACAGAAUGUAAAGAAACAGGACAUGAUAUUGGAAACUCAGAAAUCAAUAGAAAAGCUACAAGAAGUUAUUGCAAUGCAUUCUGUUGAACUUUCAGAGGUGCAGAUAGCCCUUAAUGAAGCUAAGUUCAGUGAAGAGAAAGUAAAGUCUGAACUGCAUCAUGUGCAAGAAGAAAAUGCACGACUCAAAAAGAGAAAGGAGCAGCUGCUGCAGGAAGCAGAAGGUUGGAGUGAGCGACACACUGAACUCAGUGAGCAAAUCAAAUUAUAUCAGAAGACUCAGAAAGACACCGAAGAAGCCCUUGCUUACAAAGAGAAUGAAAUUGAAGUUUUGACUAAUUGCAUUAUGCAGCUGAAACAACUUGAUCUUGAUUCUGAAUCUGAGCGCAAAAAUAAUGAAGAAGGAAAUGGAUGGGAUGACUUAGCCAAUGGAGAACUGUCAGAUAAAAUCACCUCAGAUAAUCGGAAUGAGAAGAUGAAGAGCCAGAUUAAACAGAUGAUGGAUGUCUCACGGGUUAAAACUACAUUAACAAUAGUUGAAGAAGAUAGAAACCAAUUGCAGUCCAAACUCAGUGAUGAAAUAAAAGCUCGGCAUGAAUUGGAAGAACAAAUUAAGAAGUUGGAACAUGACUCUUCUUCUCUGCAGUCAGCCAAAGCACAGUUGGAAAAUGAAUGUAAAACUCUGCAACAAAAAGUGGAGAUUCUUAAUGAACUCUACCAGCAGAAAGAGAUGGUUCUGCAGAAGAAGCUCACUCAGGAAGAGUAUGAAAGGCAAGAAAAGGAGCAAAAGCUCACUGCUGCAGAUGAGAAAGUCAGCUUGGUUGCAGAAGAAGUGAAAACUUAUAAGCAAAGAAUUCAGGAGAUGGAGGAUGAAUUACAGAAAACAGAGAGGUCAUAUAAGAAUCAGAUUGCUAGUCAUGAGAAGAAGGCCCAUGACAACUGGCUCAUUGCUCGUGCUGCAGAAAGGGCUCUUGCAGAGGAGAAGAGGGAAGCAGCCAACCUGAGACAGAAAUUAAUAGAAGUGAAUCAAAAGAUUGCAAUGCUCCAAAGACCAAUGAUUGUAAAGCCAACUCCAGGAAGACCUGAUCAUCAGAUUCCGCCACGGAGAGGGCCCCUCAGCCGAGACGGCUCUUUUGGUCCAUCCCCUGUGAGUGGUGGUGCACCCUCCCCACCACUGAUGAUAGAACCGCCUAUACGGUCAGUCUCUGCUACUCUUAACCGAAGAGAUGUACCUAGAAGUGAAUUUGGAUCUAUGGAUGGGCCUCCUCUUGGUCCUAGUCUGAGGAGGUCAUCUGAAGUAUCUGGAAGAACGUCUGCCUCUGAUUUGGGUCCUGGUCCAGUCCCUUUGAUGAAUAGUGGCCCAAGAAGCUCUUCUCCCUCAACAGUGCUGGAUGGCAUGCAAACCCUUCCCCCAGAGGCUGAAGGCCCCUGUGCUCCUACUGUUCUACCAUCAGCUGAGGAGUCAGUACCAGUUAACACUGGUCCCAAAGGCCACCCACCAUUCCCAGGAAUGCCCGUCAUGUCACCAAUAGGAGGACCUCCACCACCACCUCUUCGAUUUGGACCACCUCCUCCACUACGAGGACCUUAUGGGCCUCGACCUCUUCCUCCACCUCUUGUUCCUGGUGGUCCUCCACCUCCAAGCUUUCGGGAGUACUUACAUGGCCUUCCACCAGGAGUAAGGGACCUACCUCCUGACCCUCGAGAGUAUAUACGUGGACACCCACCUUUUGGACCUCUAGGCCCUCCUGGCCCAAGAGAGUACCUUCCUCCUGGCCCACGACUGCCGCCUCCAGCCCAUGGUCCAAGGGACUACCCACCUCCACCUUUUACAAGAGACUUGACACCUUCAGGUUCUAGAGACUGUGCCCCCCCUCAUCCACCUCAUGCCUCUCAAGGAAGCACACAGGACUAUGCACAGGCUCCAGAACAGAGCCCAUGACUUUAGCCUUCAAACUGAGAGAAUGGACUGUUGGAACUUCAUACAGGUAAAAGACUUCAUUAGCUUCAAAAUAAAUUUUACUUUAAUUUCAUGAUUAGCUUCAUAUGUAGGUUUGUUUACUCUCUAUUUUUUGCAGGACAUUGUUUUUUCCAAUUAAGCUGCCCCUGGCAUCAUUGUGCAUUUAUGAGCCAAACUAUUCAACCUCUCCAUAAUCUGAGAUACAAAAAUAUAUUUUUUGCCAUGAAUGAGGACCUUUUAAGCUGUAGCUUUUUCCAGCUCUUUAAAUGUGCAAUACAAAAAUAUACCUGUGUUUUAGUUUUAUGUAAUUGAUGAUUUCAAAUGUCAUAAAUGUAAUCAGAACAUUUCCUGUGGAAAUACUUUAUUAAAAAAGGUUAAGCGCUA